AUGGAGCGCUCCAGCCCUAAGAGGGAGCAGAUUUUCUCUGGCAUCCAAAAUCUGCACGCUGUGUGCACCUCCACGGAGCUCUCAGCCACUGUCAAAAAGGAGGAGCCUGGCAUGCCUCAUGAACCAGCGGACGAUUUAUUUCAUUUCAAUGUUGGGGGCUGGCAUUUCUCUGUUCCCAGAAGCAAACUUGCUCAAUUCCCUGACUCACUGCUGUGGAAAGAAGCUUUGACCUUGAGCUCUUCGGAAAGCCAGCGGCUGUUCAUCGACAGGGACGGGUCCACAUUUAGACAUGUGCACUAUUACCUCUAUACGUCCAAACUCUCCUUCUCCAGUUGUGCGGAGCUGAACUUGCUCUAUGAGCAAGCUCUGGGUUUGCAGCUGAUGCCUUUGCUGCAGACUCUGGAUAAUCUGAAGGAAGGAAAGCACCAUCUUCGAGUCCGGCCUGCAGACAUUCCUGUUGCUGAGAGAGCGUCUUUAAACUACUGGAGAACGUGGAAGUGUAUCAGCAAACCUUCAGAAUUUCCUAUAAAAAGUCCAGCCUUCACAGGCCUGCACGAUAAGGCACCUCUGGGGCUCAUGGACACCCCACUGUUGGACACGGAAGAGGAAGUGCACUACUGCUUCCUGCCUCUGAGCCUGGUGGCCAAAUACCCGAGCCUGGUGACCGAGGACAACCUGCUAUGGCUGGCGGAGACCGUGGCCCUGAUUGAGUGCGAGUGCAGCGAGUUCCGCUUCAUUGUAAAUUUUCUCCGCUCCCAGAAGAUAUUACUGCCAGAUAACUUCUCCAACAUAGAUGUGUUAGAAGCAGAAGUGGAAAUUUUGGAAAUCCCUGAGCUCACUGAAGCCAUAAGGUUAUACCGGAUGAACAUGGGUGGCUGUUCCCGGCCCUCGUGCCCCCCGCCGAGCCCUGGGAAGGGGGGCCGCGCAGCCGGCCUGGACUCGGUGAAGCCCCUGUACAUGCUGGCCCUCGGUCUGCUCGUCAAGUACCCAGACUCCGCGCUGGGCCAGCUACGCAUCGAGAGCACGCUGGACGGAAGCCGACUGUACAUCACAGGAAACGGGGUCCUCUUCCAGCACGUCAAGAAUUGGCUGGGGACUUGCCGGCUGCCCCUGACCGAGACCCUCUCUGAGGUAUAUGAGCUCUGCGCCUUCCUGGACAAGAAGGACAUCACCUACGAGCCAAUGAAAGUGGCUCUGAAGACUCACCUGGAGCCCAGGACUCUGACGCCUGUGGACAUGCUCAACGACGAGUGGACAGCAGAGAUCACUGUGUAUUCUCCUCAGCAGAUCGUCAAGGUUUACGUUGGAAGCCACUGGUACGCAACCACUCUGCAGACGCUGAUGAAGUACCCAGAGCUGCUGUCCAACUCGCAGAGAGUGUACUGGAUCACCUAUGGACAGACCCUGCUGAUCCACGGGGACGGCCAGAUGUUCCGACACGUCCUCAACUUCCUGAGACUCGGCAAACUCUUUUUACCAUCUGAAUUUAAGGAAUGGCCCCUAUUCUGCCAGGAGGUGGAGGAAUAUCAGAUUCCAUCCCUUUCAGAAGCCCUCGCCCAGUGUGAGGCGUACAAGUCAUGGACCCAGGAGAAAGAAUCGGAAAAUGAAGAAGCUUUUCCCAUCAGAAGGUUGCAUGUGGUGACAGAAGCACCAGGGUCACUGAUGGAGUUCAGCAGAGAUGCUAAAGAGGCCACAGCCUGCAUGCCUGUGGAGUUGCAAGACUGCAGCGACAGGACUCCAUGGAACAAGGCCAAAGGGACACUGACCAGGUCCAGCCAGACGGAGGAGGCUGAGCAGUACACGCGGACCGUCCAAGUGCCCCUCUGCAGGGGUGCCAAGAGGGCAGGGAACCCCAGCAUGUACUCACAUUGCACUGGUCUGUGUGCCAACCCCAGACACUGGGGGAGCCAUCCUGACAGUCCCCCCAAGAAAAAGUGCACCACAAACAACCUCCCCCAGAAGUAUGAGACUAAAGACCCACCUGCCACACCCAUGCAAAAACUCAUCUCCCUGGUGAGGGAGUGGGACAUGGCCAGCUGCAAGCAGUGGGACUUGCAGCCACUGACAGCCCCCCGGAACAGCCCUUCGGAAGAGGCCACUCUGCAGCCUCUGUCGGGAAGGGAAGCUUCUUCCCAACCCAGCACCUCAAUCACCUGGAAAACCCAUCCCACAGCCUUCGAGAAAGACUCCAAUCCACAGGCCAAUGACAAAGGACCAGAGCCAACCUUUAAGCCAUACUUCUCCAUUAAAAAAGCUGUCACCCUGAAGGACUGGGGCAGACAGAGGCCAAAGGAGAGAGACACCCCUGCCCCUGAGCAGCCUCUGCCUGAGGCCAGUGAAGUCAACAGUGCAGGGAUCAUCCUCAAAGUGACCCACCCCCCUGUGGUGGGCAGUGACGGCUCCUGCAUGUUCUUUGAGGACAGCAUCGUAUACACCACGCAGAUGGACUACCUCAGGCAGGUGCCACCCUCAGACAGCACCCAGCCCCGAGAGGCAACCUUCCUGAGUUUCUCUCUGUCUUGGGAGGAGAUGUUUUAUGCACAGAAAUGUCACCGUUUCCUCACUGACGUCAUCCUGGAUUCCAUCAGGCAAAAGGACCCCAAAGCCACCACUGCCAAGGUGGUGUCCCUGGCCAAUCGGCUGUGGACCCUACACAUCAGCCCCAAGCAGUUUGUGGUGGACCUGCUGGCCAUCUCUGGCUUCAAGGAUGACCAGCACACGCAGGAACGCCUGUACAGCUGGGUGGAGCUCACACUGCCUUUCGCCAGGAAGUACGGCCGAUGUGUGGACCUGCUCAUCCAGAGGGGCCUGUCUAGGUCUGUCUCCUACUCUAUCCUGGGCAAGUAUUUACAAGAUGGGUAG
This is a messenger RNA of Elephantulus edwardii (Cape elephant shrew), 2862 nucleotides long. RefSeq names its product potassium channel tetramerization domain containing 19 (gene KCTD19). Lineage: Eukaryota; Metazoa; Chordata; Mammalia; Macroscelidea; Macroscelididae. The transcript is spliced from 18 exons. The record is from RefSeq and is a predicted model, not a curated record. The coding region runs from base 1 to 2862 and encodes 953 amino acids. Gene Ontology annotation, biological process: protein homooligomerization.